Molecule: messenger RNA, 1799 nt
Organism: Phyllopteryx taeniolatus (common seadragon)
Lineage: Eukaryota; Metazoa; Chordata; Actinopteri; Syngnathiformes; Syngnathidae
Product: pterin-4-alpha-carbinolamine dehydratase 2-like
Exons: 5
Coding region: 148-606 (152 amino acids)
Biological process (GO): tetrahydrobiopterin biosynthetic process
Molecular function (GO): 4-alpha-hydroxytetrahydrobiopterin dehydratase activity
Source: RefSeq, a predicted model, not a curated record
GCAUAGAGAACGUGGUGAUUUUAAUCAGGCAGUGCAGUGAACAGCUCCAGUGCAGAGUGAGAGGUUAAGUAGUGGAUGUGACAUUUUUGUGAGGGUACUAGUUGACCAGUGAGUGGAGGUGGAAGACAACCUUGUGAACUCCACAGCAUGUCCUGGUUAAUAUUUAGCCCGGCAGCGAGCAGCCUUUGGCCCCGCGGUCUGCUCAGCCUAAGCGGUCUCAAUCUGGCUCCCCUCUCCAGAAAGUACUCUUCUAAAAUGUCGUCGGAAUCUCAUUGGCUCAACCCGGCUGACCGAGACCAGCACGUGAUGGAGUUGAGGGCCACGGGCUGGAUGGAGGUGGAGGACCGUGACGCCAUUUUCAAGGAACUUCACUUUAAAACCUUCAACCAGGCGUUCGGCUUCAUGUCGCGUGUGGCGCUGCAGGCGGAGAAGAUGAACCAUCACCCCGAGUGGUUCAACGCUUACAACAAGGUGCACAUCACGUUGACCACACACGACUGCGGCGGGCUGUCCAAGCGAGACAUCAAGAUGGCUAAGUUUAUCGACAAAGUUGCUCUUUCCAUAAACCUGAAGACGGCAAUUUCUGGAAGAGGUGCAUUAAAAUGAUGGCCACACCGUGUUAUCCAUUUUUAUUAUUUUUUGCAAUUAAACUAUCCAUCCAUCCAUUUUGUGAGCCGCUUCUCCUCACUCGGGUCGCGGGCGUGCUGGAGCCCAUCCCAGCUGUCAUCGGGCAGGAGGCGGGGUACACCCUGAACUGGUUGCCAGCCAAUCGCAGGGCACAUACAAACAAACAACCAUUCACACUCACAUUCACACCUACGGGCAAUUUAGAGUUGUCAAUGAACCUACCAUGCAUGUUUUUGGGAUGUGGGAGGAAACCCACCCAGGCACAGGGGAGAACAUGCAAACUCCACACAGGCGGGGUCGGGGAUUGAACAUCGGGCCUCAGAACUGUGAGGCAGACGCGCUAACCAGUCGCUCACCGUUCCGCCUUCUAUGGAACUAAUUUAAUGAAGUAAAAAAUAAAAAUGUCCAUUAUUAUUUUAUAAUCUAUUUUUACCCAAUCAGAAACCUGAAGAAACAUAUUUAGGAAAAGAUGAGGUAUUCAUUAAUUUAUUGACUUUUGCCGAAUAAGAAACCUAAAGAAACGUGCAUUAAAAUGAUUUUGCGGACAACCGCAUAGCUUUAUCCAUUUUUGUUUUAUUUUUAUGUUUGCCAAUCAGAAAACACAACUACAUAUUUUUGGGGGGAAAUGCACAUUAAAAUGACUUUGCGGAUGACCACAAAGCUUUAUCUAUUCCCAAGCUCACAAUCACAGACCAUUAUUUUACAGAUAGUAAUAAUAAGCACAGUGCUUAUCUUUAAGCAAAUAAAGACGUGCCUAUUAUUUUUGGCGACUUCAAGCGACUAUGCGGUCGACCGCAUAGCUUUAUCCUGAGCCUGCGUUUUUCAGGAUUCGUUUGAGGGUUUUGGCAGUAGGGUGUGAAUUGGGGGUGGGAGGGGAAGCUCUGAUUUACAUUUGAUUGUCUCUCGACCCUGACUGAGUCUGAACCAGAAGAUCAAUCAAGAAGAAGAAGAAGAAGAAGCCACAUCAGCAAUACUCUGCUCCAAAGAGGGCUUCUCCAGACAAGAGCGCUCACUCGGUGCAACGGCUGAAAACCGGCUUAUCUUAGAAAACAAAAAUACUGAAUACCGUGAUGACGCUCUUAUGACGGAUAAGCAUUUGCUUAAACAACAGACUAUUGUAAUAUAUUUAGUGCACUUUUUGUGUUCUUGAAUAAAAUGUAUUGAAACAUGAA